ACAGUUUGUUGACGUCCGUAUGCGGCGAAGAAGAUUUUUUAUCAGGUUGAAAUAAUACGUGUCAACCUUUUGGUGAAACGCGUUAUCUGAGGCAAUUUCCUCACUCGUGAAAUAUAGAGGUCCCUACUCUUUCGUUUCCCAAGUUUUCAUCGGUCUCUCUCCAGUUUUAACAAUUUUGCACGGGUAUUUUAGCGCGGCCAUUGCGAAGUACCUACGAGUUUUUUUGUUGCAGUCUUGCAGACGUCUUCUACGUAUAAUGUCAAUGGUGACGAUGUAUUAGUUUUCCGAAGUUUCCAGUGUAGUGUUUACUCAUUUUCCUACGCCGGUGAAGUGCUCAAACACCGACGGAGUUAUGGAUACAUUCUAUCCCAAGAAAUUACCGAGGAUAAAUCUAUUAGGUCACUUAUUUCUGUGUUUUCUAUUUUACAAUCCUACCGACAGUGGAGCUGUGCAAUUAACUCAAGAUAACAUAGAUAAUAUUCUAGAAAAGAUGCAAGACAUUCAAAGAGACGUUAUUCAAGGAGAUGUCAUCCAGGCCGUCCAUGGGGACGGUUUCCAGGCCGCCGAAGCAGAAGUAGUCCAGGCUGUUCAGGGGGAUGCUUUCCAGGCCGCGCAAGCCGAAGUAGUCCAGGCUGUUCAGGGGGAUGGUUUCCAGGCCGCGCAAGCCGAAGUAGUCCAGGCUGUUCAGGGGGAUGGUUUCCAGGCCGCUCAAGCCGAAGUAGUCCAGGCUGUUCAGGGGGACGGCUAUUUUGCUGUUCAAGGGGAAGGUUUCCAGGCCGCUCAGGGGGAAAAUGGCUCGAUGGACUUUCAUGAAUCUAGUUUUUUCGAAAAGAAACAAGUUGGCGGAGCUGUGCACCUAACCAAAGAGAACAUAGAUAAUAUUCUAGCUACUAAUGAAUUAGUCCUGAUCAAUUUUUAUGCCGACUGGUGUAGGUUUAGUAAUCUAUUGCAACCAAUCUGGGAUGAGGCUGCUGAAAAAAUUUCUGCAGAGUUUCCAACUCCAGGUCGAGUACUUGUCGGCAAAGUAGAUUGUGAUAAAGAAAAUACUGUAGCUGAAAGAUAUCAUAUAACCAAGUACCCAACUUUAAAAGUCAUCAGAAAUGGUUCACCUGCAAAGAGAGAAUACAGAGGCCAGAGAUCGGCAGAAGCCUUCUUGACCUUCGUCAAAUCGCAACUUGAAAAUCCCAUCAAGGAAUUCUUCAGCUUACAGGAGAUGAAUAAUUUUGAUACAAAAAAGAGAAUUAUCAUUGGUUUCUUUGACACCAAAGAUGUGCCUGAAUAUGAUAUUUUCAGACGAGUUGCCACGAACCUAAAAGAAGACUGUCUGUUUUACGUCGGAGUUGGUGAGCCAGUACGAACGAUGCAUCCACCUGGCACACCGAUCAUUGCCUUCCGUCCCGACCAUGCCACUCCGGACUCGGAGAAUGAAUCUUACAAAGGAUCCUUAUCAAAUUAUGAUGAAUUAAACGCGUGGAUGACAGACAAAUGUGUACCUCUAGUCAGAGAAAUCACGUUCGAAAAUGCAGAGGAGCUGACAGAAGAGGGCCUGCCAUUCUUGAUACUCUUCCACAAGCCGGACGAUUUGCAAACGGUCAAACUGUUCAAGGAAAUCGUCGUUAAUGAAUUAAUAUCUGAAAAGCAAAAUGUGAACUUCCUCACAGCAGACGGAGAAAAGUUUGCUCAUCCUCUGCACCACUUGGGAAAAUCGCAAAGCGACUUGCCACUCAUUGCGAUAGACAGCUUCCGACACAUGUACAUGUUCCCGGACACGUCACAAAUGACAAUCCCCGGCAAGCUGAAAACAUUCAUCCAAGAUUUGUACUCAGGCAAGCUCCACAGGGAGUACCAUUAUGGGCCAGACCCACCUACAGAAAUACUACAAAUCGAUGGUAAGUCGGGUCCCACCACGCCUCCAGAAUCAACGUUCAAGAAACUUGCGCCAUCGGACAAAAGGUAUACCCUCCUGCUCAAAGACGAACUGUAAAAGCGUCUGAUGCCUCCUCAGCAGCACUGCCGUUUUUGGGUCGUUUUGGCAUGAUCGGCCGUAAAUUCCUGCUAAAAUUUAGAAGGAAACACCCUCGAAAAAUACGUAAAAUUGGCUGAUACGAUGAAACUGUAAACAGAGGUGUAACACUAGGGUUCGGGAUGCUUCAAAAAGUCUAUGGAUAUGCUUGCAUUUGUCUUCAAAUAUUAAUGAAAUAUUCUUGAAUUUUGAGCAUUGCCCAAAUGUACUUAAAAGUCUUUCUUUUCUUUUGCUUCAUGGAGACUUCCUAAAUGCCAAAUUGCAUCAUCUGUACAUUAUAAAUUUGCUUUUUCAUGCGAUAGUUGAAUAAAAUUGAAGUAUGUGUAAGAGAAGAGAACUUAACAUUUUUAACACCAGUACAUUUUCUCUGGCGCAUCCUUGAAAGCUCUUGAAAUUUUUUUGGAAGUCUCCGGUAACUUCUGAAAGUUCUUGAUUUUGGCUGUCAUGAACCCUGUAAAAUUGCUCUCAUUGUCUCUCCAAUGUAGUAUAAGAGCCAUUUUUCAGCCGGAAAGAGCAGGCAUGGUGUCAUGGUCGGCAUUUGUGCCUUUUUACUGCCCCUAUCAAUUCCUCUCCUCUGAAGAUUGUACAUUCUUUCUUUCUUCUAAUUCUGUUAAUUUGACAACUUUCCCUUUGAUUUCGUGGCAUUUGUAUAGUAUAUUCAGAAACUUUGUAUUAUUUUGAGAGGGCAACAUCGACCUUUAGGUGUUCAUUUCUCUCCAUCUGUCUGCUGGAAUGUACCUUUGCGGCAGAAAAUGGAUCCCAAGACAUCAUAGAUCUUUCUUAGUGUAAUCUAAUGGGCAACUCUAGGUCUCUAGUUACAACUUCUAUAACAUUUUUCUGUUUCAUUUUCAUAGAUUUGAUUAGUUUUGUUAUCAUUCUAGUUCCCCAAAAUGUACAGAGCUGCAGCUUGUAGCCAGGUAUCACUGGUAAAUUCAUCUCAGAAAAUUCCCUAAUGCGCUUCUUACAGCCGUGUUAGGUACAAUUAUUGUAAAACUUUGAGCACUCAUGUCUUUUAAUCAUUAUAAUCCACUUUUUAAUUGAUUGAACACUUCCUUAAGCCCCAUGACAUUCGAAUAUCUGCUUUUUGAAUCUAGGGCCACCCUCCUUAAAGGUGCCACAGCUUGGUGUAAAUAAAAUAUUCCAAAAAUCAAUUAGCCCUAAUUUUAGUACUUGAUGUUCCAAUAUAUGUUGGCUCUAAUUGGUCAAGCUACUGUAGAAUUUUUUAAGCUGAAUUCCAAAGUACCAAAGUUUAUGAAUUUUCAGUAAAACAAUUUGGGCAUUUAAAAAAUUAAGGAUCGGUUCUUAUCAACUUAUCAGAAUUUGUAUGAUGAAUCCAAAUGGAAGUCUAAAAGAAAAUGCAUGAUUUCUCUGCAGUAAAAUAAGUUAUUGUAAUAUCUUGGAAACUAGUGGUUCUUGAACUGAUAGAGUUAAUCAUACUCUAAGGCAAUGUGGAUUAAUAAACAGAUAAAGCUCUCAAAAGGCCAAACCUUCCGAAUAUGGCAAUGCUUACUUUUUGAACUCGUAAUGUGUAAUUUAUUGAUAAAUAAUGUAAUCUGUUUAUUUUUAUACUUUUUUGUUUGUUAUUUGUCUUUCUUGUUAAUUUUGUAUUGAUUCUGUACAGUUAGAAAAUAUUGUCCUUGUCUCGGCACAAAGAAAAAACAUUCAGUGAAAUAAUCGUCAGACUUGUAAUAAUUUAAGAAUAUUAAGUUUGUUGAUCAUCAAAUUUUAGCAACUAACUGUUGGUGAUUCAAUUGAUGGAGUAGAUCCCCUUUUCGAGAAAAUACUGUCGAUAGCUAUUUUAAGUAAAGGUGGCACAGGAUAACUUUGAAUAUUUAGAGCUGUAACUAUCCGGACGCAUCAGGAAUGUGGGGAAAUGGAAAUUUACCUAGCCUUAAAGAGAAAGAAUCUAUUCCUGUCAUAUAAUUAUGUAAAUCCAAAGAAUGCAUGCAUACUACAUUCAAAUAUUUUUAUGAGCUGUCAUCUAACUUUAUUCCAUUUGUGAUGGAGUGCUUGGCUUUUUGCGCUGCAGCUGGUGAAUAUAAAUAUUGAGGUAAAGUCAGACCACGGUUAAUCUAGAUAGUCAAAGUUUUACUGUUUACUUUCCAUCACAGAAACUCCAAAGAUUCAAAUAUUGUAAAAAUUUUGAAACACUGAUUUGAACAUGAUUUUUUACCUCAGUCUCAGACUAUCAAAGUAUUCUUGUCUUCUUUUCUAUUUAAAGCUGUAAGACUAAUGUGAACUGGUUCGUCUUUGUCAAAUUAAGGAGUAUUGUCCUCAUUCCUAAGAAACCACCAUCACUGUAAAGGAGAAUUGCAGUGAGUAUUGUGCUAUGGUAGACAAAUGAAGCGUUUCUACAUUCCCUUCUGAUUCUGUAAAGUAACUAUUUUUAUUGUAUUGGAUAGGUUAAAACACUCCCAUCCCUCCUCAACCAUCAAAGAAAUCCAAAUGUUUGAAAAUUGAUCCUUGAUUUUGUUAAUUCCCUAUGUUCUUAUGUUGUUUAUUUUAUUCCUGUUGAAAUCAAAUAUUAUGCAGGGACAUUUCUAUCAUGCAGACAAACAUAAUAGCAUGGAAAUGUGGGAAAGCUGUGUAGAUCAGCUUGCCAAUGCGUUGAAAUUUGCUUGUUUUUCGUAGAAUGCAGUGGAUUUUGUGUUUUUUGCAAAAUUGCGACAAAUGGUGAAAUUAGGUCUAAAGAAUGACCAUUGCUUUAAACAUUUUCAGGAGAAAAGGGUUUCAAAAUGAGAAGGCCAGCUAUAAAAAUGGGAAGAUUGAGAACUUUCAGCAUCCCUGCCAUCAUUUUCAUGGCUUCAAAUCAAAACAUGUUUGUUUUCUUUUCUUUUUUUACUAAAAUCAGGGUUUGUGACAACUUAAAUAUUCUUCGAGACGCCUGUAAUUUUUUUGUUUUCCCUGAAUUUUCAUGUCCUCGAUUAUUCUUAAAUGUAAACAAAUUGUCCAAAUGUAUAUUAUCAUCUUUGAAUUUUUGCAUUAUGCAGUUAUUUUGUCCACAUCGUCUGGCAGAUUGGUCUAUUUUUUCUUCUCCAUGGAGACCUUACAAAUGACAAUAGAACAAAGGUAUGGGAAGAGGUAAUUUCCAUUUUAAAGUCCUCAAAAACUCAGGAACUCAGUCCUCAUUUUGGAAUAAAAAAGCUGUCAUGAACCCUGAAAAUUCAGUUUCAGAUAACUGCAACAUUUUUAAGUAAUCUGUCGAACGAAUUUUCGAAUACAAUUUUCCCCGAGAGCUGGUCUUUUUUCCAGUUUUAUGGUAACUACUGCAAUUAGCUCCAAACCUACAGGCAGCUUCAGAGUUGUGACUUGAACCUUUGAAAAUAUUUUUGAAAGUUUGUGAUAUAAUUAUUUUUAUAGAUCAGGGAGCUUGUAAUACCAAAUUUACAGAAAUUCCACCGAGUAAUUUUCUGUGCGCUCCCUGAUAUUUGUAAAUUAGUCUUAUUUCUAGGUGCAGUAUUAUGUGAUUUGUACUCGAGCAGAGUGUAGCAUCAAAGCCUGGUAUUUUACAAAUUUCAUCGACAUAUUGGAUAAAAACCUCCUCUCUGACUUUUCAGCAUUAAGCUAUGUUGGCUUUUCUGGUCAACCCUACCCACCUAGAAUCCAGGUGAAGUUUAUUUCGUUCCCUUCUAUCCGGGACUCGAUGUUUUAGGCCAACAUUGACAAAAAAUAUUGGUAUUCUUUUAAUGGAACUAUCGAGAACUAUUAAAAAAUAAGAAUGCCUGAUGUAUUUCUUAGAAAUGAUUUUCCUUACUUCUCACUUGUGCAUUUGUCGCGUAUGAUGCUAACUUUGGAACCCAGCAGAUAAAUAAAAUCAUCAUUUUAACCUAGGCUUGUAAAUUUUACCCGUCCUAAAAAUUAUCAUCUGUCAUAUAGAGAGUGAGAAUGAUGCUGUGUGACUAGGCUUUGAUGGCAGAUACCUUUGCUGUUGAAAUGGAUGCGCUUUUUAGUUCUAACCUAUAUAAUUUGGGAUGUAUUUUUAAUUUUAAAACAAACAAUGUUGACAGUACAUAAGAACAUUCAGAAUUCCCCUGAAAUUAGCGAAAACUCUCUUCUGUGCAAUCUAGUGUUCAUUACGCAUCUUUCUCAAUGCUCUCAGUCAAAUUGAGUCAAAGUGUGCAGAGGUACAAUGCUCAUAUAUUUGUGUUUCCGUUUUUGGUAAAGUCCAUCUGUUGAGUUUUUAUUUUAUAAUUCCAUCAGCAAAUUUCUGAAACUUUGAUCCUACCAGCUGAGAGAAAGAUGCGCCUCGUUUUCUUAAGACAAAUAAAUCAAAUUAAGUUUAUUUUUCUUGCCCUACUUCCGUUGAGAGCAUGUUAGAUAUUUUCGUGUGUUCUUGAUUACAAAUUAUCAUACUGCGAUUUCAGUAAAAAUUUUGUAUAAAUUUUGAUUAAAAGUAAAAGCAACUACGAUCUAUUUCGUCAAGUUCUGUCUCCUCUACCCAACUUUUACCCCUAAAUUUUGAAAUUUUACCCUCAUCAAUUGAUGAUACAUUGUGUUGAAUUUGUUUUUGCGGCUCAUUUGAAUGAUAUGUGUAAGUUCAGGGUACAGAUGAAUUUAAUCUAUUGUGGGAGGCAAAUAAUUCAGUGUCAGUGUAAUGCAAUUGCUGUAUUAAGAUAAGCAAAGGGAAGGGCAAAUUUUUCCUAUAUCCUACUCCAUUCUUUAAUAUUUCUUGUGACAUUAGAACAACAUAUUAUGGUCUGUACAUUGCUGUUAAGUCAUUUUUCCUAAGUAAGAAAAUAUUUAAAAUGUCAAAUUGAUCAGUUUUCUUGAUUUUAAAAUCAAAUUGAAUUAAAAUAACGAAAAAUGUGUGAUGCUUGUGUUUAGCAUCCAAAAAUUAACAAACUUUUUGUAUCUUUGUUUGGUAUUUGGCUACGACUCCUCAGUGCAAAUCAAGGCAAACGGAAUGAAAUUACUGUGAUUUUAGGUCCUGUCAACUAUCGGGUUUUUUUCAAAACGUGUGAUGUUAAUUUUAAUAAAUAAUGUAAAUAAAGUUACUGCACAGUGUAAAAAUUA
Bemisia tabaci is the source of this 7036-nucleotide messenger RNA. It is a transcript of the gene ERp44, whose product is annotated as Endoplasmic reticulum protein 44. The record is from RefSeq and is a predicted model, not a curated record. Gene Ontology annotation, cellular component: endoplasmic reticulum membrane; endoplasmic reticulum-Golgi intermediate compartment. Gene Ontology annotation, molecular function: protein disulfide isomerase activity. Gene Ontology annotation, biological process: protein folding. NCBI's taxonomy places the organism in Eukaryota, Metazoa, Arthropoda, Insecta, Hemiptera, Aleyrodidae.